Messenger RNA from Phoenix dactylifera (date palm), 2666 nucleotides. The record is from RefSeq and is a predicted model, not a curated record. Lineage: Eukaryota; Viridiplantae; Streptophyta; Magnoliopsida; Arecales; Arecaceae.
AAAAACGUGCCAACGGAUAACAAAAUCGAACCCAUAGAUCGGAAGCACGGUAGAAAGAAAGAAUAGGAUGCGGCCUGCGGCUCUCUUGCUACGCCGCUUCCUUUGCUGCUGUGCCAAUGGAGCUCCCCCUGCGAUCAACCAGAAGAAUAAUCUCGUCUUCUUGGGUUCCCCUCAGGUAUCGGCAUCUGUUCUUGAAAAGUUGAUCGAUGCAUCGAAAGCUCCCAACUCUAUUUCCAGUAAUUUGGUUUAGCUUGCAGCAAUUGUUACCCAGCCGCCUUCUGGAAGAGAUAGGGGCAGAAAGCUGAUGCCGUCCCCAGUUGCACAAUAUGCCCUGGAUAGUGGAUUCCCUCAAGAUCUCAUAUUCACACCUGAACGAGCUGGGAGGAAACCUUUUUAAGUGAUGCUGAGGGCACUGAAUCCAGAUCUUUGUGUUACAGCGGCAUAUGGGAAUAUAUUGCCUCAAAGUUUCUUGAGAUUCACCAAGUGUGGAACUGUUAAUAUUCACCCAAGUUUUCUGCCUCUGUACCGUGGAGCUGCUCCUGUUCAAAGAGCAUUGCAGGAUGGUGUUUCGGAAACAGGAGUAUCGAUUGCAUAUACUGUUCGUGCAUUGGAUGCUGGACCAGUCAUUGCUUAUGAAAAAGUGGAAGUUGAUGAUUAUAUCAAGGCACCAGAGUUGCUCGCAGUGUUAUUUAAUAUAGGAUCAGAACUUCUGAUUCGUGAACUUCCAUCUAUUCUUGACGGGUCUGCAAAACUAAAAGCUCAGCCACAGGAUGACUCAAAAGCAACUCUGGCACCUAAGCUAACUUCAGAGGAAUCAUGGGUUUCAUUUGACCAAGAUGCUAAACUAAUACACAACAAGGUAAGAGCAUUGGCAGGUUGGCCAGGAACUCGAGCCAGGGUUCAAGUCAUUGACACCAAUGGUCAACCGAACGUGCUAGAGAUGAAGUUAAUUACAACAAGAGUUUGUAAUGCUUGUGACAAAGAGGCUGAAGGAAAUGAGAUACUUUUCUCCAGCGGUAAAUUGCUGAUUCCAUGUGCUGGACCAUCUUGGCUUGAGGUCCUGGAGCUUCAGCUUCCAGGGAAAAAGGUGAUGAGUGCUCGUGAUUUUUGGAAUGGCUUGCGGGGUCAAAAGUUGAUGAAGUUAUCUUUGGAGUAAAUUUAAUGUUUUGGCAAAAAAUAGAAGUGUUGUCGGGUCAAACGUCUCCUUUUCGUAGUUGUUGAACUGUGAAUACCAAGUUUGAUAAGGCCAGUGAAUCCUCCAGGUUGGUGAGUGUUUGUCAAACUGUUUGAAUGUUCAAUCCAUGUAGUCUCCUGCCUUCAUGGUGCUAUCAAAGUACACAACAUUGGAGGAAAACCAGGUACCGCAAUUUCUAUAUUAAUAUUAAUCUUCUUGGUAGAUGAAGUUGCUUUCGAGUUAUUUUUAUUUUUUUAUAAGAAAUACAAUGGGAAAUGUACCACUGAACAUUGAACCAAAAACCUCUCCCCAGCGCAUGCUGAGCGGCGAGCAGUUAGGGCAGGCAACCAGCAGAGUGGAGUCUACUUGGUAGAUUUUUUUCAAGUGUUCGAACUUUGAGAAGAACUAGAUGGGAAAAUAAAUUUCAGGAUUGCAAAGUUACUAUAAGCUUUGAAUCAACUUAUACUGUGGUUCUGAAAGGUGGAAUAGGCUUCAUGGGUUAGAUGUUUGUUUGCCCAAUGAUACAAGAAAUUCUUAUCAAAUAUUCAGUUUAAACUAACUUCCUAUAAACAUUUAAUCACCUUAUUUAUGAUAUUAAAAAAGAGGAUUCCACAAGAAAGAAAAAAAUAAAGAAAUAAACAUAAACAGGUUUUAGAUAAGCUGGUUGGCACUCGUGUUGAGAGUUCAGGGUUCACAAUUGGAUGGUGGAUGACACUCCCAUCAUCAUAUCUCUCAAAAAGAAGUGGAAAAAAGAAAAACUAAGAACAACUUCUGUAUUAAUUUACGUGGUUCUGCUUGAAAGUCUCCAUGCACAAAUCCCUGCAUCGCCGCGAAAAAAGAAAACGAGAUGGCUGGAAACACUUCGGCAGGAGGUGCAAAUCCUACGCAACUCUGGUUGUACUGCAUGUCCAAGCCUGGAAAAACUCUGGAUUUUUUUUCAGUGGAUAAGGUGGCCCAGGUCCUGGGCCUGGAGUUCGAAUUUCGGGUCAGAAAUUGAUGUCUUCCAAAGUAACGUGACUGGACUUCAUGCAUGAGCUUCGGUAAGGUCACUCGAGCAAGCAGCCUGGAAACAGGGGAGGGUGCACACCAAGAAGACAAAGCUCAAGGUGGCGAUUCAUGGCUACAAACAAGCGGGAUGUCGCUUUUGUUUCCAGGAGAUGCAAUCUCACAAAUCCUUUGUUCCUUCUCGAUUAUAAUAUGAUGAUUAAAUGUGAACAGUGACAUAAACCUAUCACUCACCAACAUUUUGUUGGUUCUCGCUGGCAUCCGAUUUCUUGUUCUCGAGUCUCACCGCUAUUUGGUGGUUGGAGGUGGCUCCGGAGACUGCCCCGGCAAUCCGGCAUGCACCGUGUGGAUGCAGCCAAAUCAUGGCAUUAAUUUCUAUAGAUUUUAUUCAUCAAGCAUGCAUCUUAAUGUAUUACUAUAAAGAUCAGCGGCUGUAAUUAGUUGCGUAUAUGAUCGUGCUGGUGCACCCAGUGUAGGCAAUAAUAGU